Molecule: messenger RNA, 1134 nt
Organism: Cladophialophora yegresii CBS 114405
Lineage: Eukaryota; Fungi; Ascomycota; Eurotiomycetes; Chaetothyriales; Herpotrichiellaceae
Exons: 1
Coding region: 1-1134 (377 amino acids)
Source: RefSeq, a predicted model, not a curated record
AUGCCACCCAAGAAGUUGCCACCGCGGACGGCGCAGAAGCAGCCGCAAGCCCAGACAACACCGGAGAAGCCGCAAACACAGGCGCCACAAAAAAAGCAUCAACCACAGAGUGCUCCUCCACCCAAAGGCAAGAAUACAUCUUCAAGUCCUACCGUCGAUCCGGCCAUCCCAGAGCAUGAAGUGAAACAAAACUCGUCCGUGAGCGCGCAGCUCGCCCUGGAAGCCGCCAAGAAAGCUUACGAACUCCGUCAAGCAGCGUAUGGUGCUGGCGAUCCAAAUGCCCGCGAAGAAAUCCUGGCCAAAGCCAUCAACAAGGAAGUCGAGGCCGAAUCUUUUGGCAAGGCCGCGAAAUACACACGCUCGGGCGCGUUUCAGGGCCUUGCGGCUGGUGCUGGCCUCGGCGUCCAGCCUGGCGUUACUCUUGGAAAAUUGACGGGCGCGCUGGUCGGCGGUGUCGUGUCUUCGGCGGGCGCUUUACUGGGGGGAGGUAUCGGAUCUGCAUAUGGUGCCAUCAGUGGUCCAUUCUGGGACUUGGGCCAGAUGGCAAGUCAGGGCGUAAGGAGUAUUGUGGGAGAUUUUCCGAACUGGGAAUCCACGUCAAGUCAGAAGAAGGCGUUGGAAAAGAUGGUGAUGGGGGCGCAGCAGACAAAGGCUCCGUCCCAGGAAGAAUUGGAGGAGAUGCGAGCUGAUGACGGAGGUCGAGGUCAGGGGGAUCAGCAGCAAUGGGUCAAGGAUCUGACCAGCUACAUUCCCAGUAUGCCAUCCAUGCCGAAAAUGCCCUCAAUGCCUUCAGUGCCGUCGAUACCAGGACUAGGAGGGCAAUCUAAAGGGACCAACCCUACUCCAGGUGGAAAUAAGUCAAAGACCGCCACAGCAUCAAAUCAGAACCAUCAACAGAAAGCCUCAACAAAGCCUGAGGCGGCUGCAAAGCCUCAAGCUGCUCCUCCAGAAGCACCCAGCCAGAAAUUUAAAUCGCAAUCUACACCGAAGGCAGAUGAAAAUGCUCCGAGGAAGAAGCCGAAGAAGCUAGAGACCAGAUCAAGAGGAACCACUUCACAGUCUAGCCAACCCACCACUCGAAAGAAGCCACCGAAAUUGGAAACGCGUUCUAAACCCACAGCAGCAAGUGCAUGA